Messenger RNA from Etheostoma cragini (Arkansas darter), 2349 nucleotides. RefSeq names its product glycine receptor subunit beta-like. Gene Ontology annotation, biological process: regulation of membrane potential; signal transduction; nervous system process. The record is from RefSeq and is a predicted model, not a curated record. NCBI's taxonomy places the organism in Eukaryota, Metazoa, Chordata, Actinopteri, Perciformes, Percidae. Gene Ontology annotation, cellular component: neuron projection; postsynaptic membrane; synapse. Bases 186 to 1685 code for a protein of 499 amino acids. Gene Ontology annotation, molecular function: transmembrane signaling receptor activity; extracellularly glycine-gated chloride channel activity; neurotransmitter receptor activity. The transcript is spliced from 13 exons.
CUACAUGUUUCCACAGGAACUGGGAACAGGAUGCAAGAGCAGUGCAGAUAAAGGAACACACACAGGACAGCGCAGCAGAGAGAGAGCGAGAGAGAGGACAUGCAGUCGGGCUCCAGCAUCUCAGUUAGUAACCACUGACUCCCUGUAAUGCAGCAGAACUGAUGAUCUGACACUCUAGAGGCACCAUGGCUGCUGGAUUGAGGCCGGUGAUCUUGUUGCUGUUGCUGUCGCUGUUGUGUUGGGGCACAAUGGGCAAAGAAGGAAAAUCCAAGGGAAAGGCAGGCAAGCAAGUUGUCUGUCCAUCCCAAUUGACCCCAGAAGAUUUGGCCGAUGUUCCAGCAAACGCCACCUCCAACAUCUUGAACCGUCUGAUGGCCAGCUAUGACGCAAGAAUAAGGCCUAACUUUCAAGGCAUCCCAGUGGAGUCCAGGGUGAACAUUUUCAUUAACAGCUUUGGGUCCAUCCAGGAAACGACUAUGGACUACAGAGUGAACAUAUUUCUUCGUCAGAGAUGGAAUGACCCUCGCCUGAGACUUCCUACAGACUUUAAGAAUGACGCGCUGACCAUUGACCCCAACAUGUUCCAGUGUUUGUGGAAACCAGACCUUUUCUUUGCCAAUGAGAAAAACGCAAACUUCCACGAUGUCACCCAGGACAACAUUCUCCUCUUUAUCUUUAGGAAUGGAGAUGUGUUAAUCAGUAUGAGGCUGUCCGUGACGCUGUCCUGUCCCUUGGAUCUUAAACUCUUCCCGAUGGACACACAGCUGUGUAAGAUGCAGAUGGAGAGCUUUGGCUAUACCACCAGUGAUCUUGUGUUCAUGUGGCAGUCUGACCCAGUUCAGAUGGAUGAGAUUGCUCUCCCUCAGUUCGACAUCAAACAAGAGGACAUCAGAUAUGGGAACUGCACAAAGUACUACAAAGGAACAGGAUACUACACCUGCAUCGAGGUCAUUUUCAAAUUGCGUCGGCAGGUUGGUUUCUACUUGAUGGGAGUUUAUGCUCCAACUCUGCUGAUUGUUGUUUUGUCCUGGUUAUCAUUCUGGAUCAACCCUGACGCCUCAGCUGCACGGGUGCCACUGGGUAUUUUAUCAGUCCUGUCUUUGUCCAGUGAGAGUAUGCUCCUGGCGACAGAGCUACCCAAGGUUUCCUACGUAAAAGCCAUCGAUAUCUGGCUCAUUACCUGCCUCCUUUAUGGGUUCUCCUCACUGGUGGAAUACGCUGUGGUGCAGGUGAUGCUGAACAGUCCCAGACUGAUUGAGGAGGAGAAAGCUAAAAUGGCCACAAAGGAGAAAGCUUUGCAAGAGAAAGAAGGAAAGAAUAAAGCUACAAAUAAAAUUAACAACACAGUGAAUGGGACUGGUGGAACACCCAUACAUGUCAACACUCUGCAGGUGGUAGAAACUCGCUGUAAGAAAGUUUGCACCUCCAAGUCGGACCUUCGCUCCCAUGACUUCAGCAUCGUGGGAUCUUUACCUCGAGACUUUGAACUUUCCAACUUUGACUGUUACGGUAAACCAGUUGAAGUGUCAGGGGCCCUCAAGUCCCAGACCAAAGCCAAAAAGAAACCAGCGCCACCCAAACCCGUCAUACCUGCCGCUGCCAAACGCAUCGACCUCUAUGCAAGAGCCCUGUUCCCCUUCACCUUCCUCUUCUUCAAUGUGGUCUACUGGUCUGUCUAUCUGUGAGAUGUGGAAGACGAGAGCAAGUUGAAAUAAAGUGGUUUGCAUCCUGUAGUUUGUUACCAUACCACUAUUGAAACUACAUUGAACUUACAAACGACAUAGCAAAUUCAUAUACCUAACUAUAUACUGUUAAAAUCCAGAUUUGCAACAUUUCUGAGCCAUGUUUACAGAGCUGCAGAGACCGCUUUGGUCCCUGGGAGUAACUGUAGGCUGUUGGCUUGAGCCCCCUUUAAACCCAGGCAUUAAGAAGAUACUGCAUGUGUGUCUCUGUCAGAAACAGGACAUUGUGCUUGAUGUGAACUAAACCCUGCUGUGGUGAUUCGUGUGCAUUAGAAAUAUAUGCUUUUUUAUAAAAAAGUAAAAGUACUGGGGGUAGAAGUACUGGUCACACUGAGUAUGUUAAAGGGUAACUUUGUUUUGUUUUUCAACCUGGACCCUAUAUUUUUGUGUUUAAGUGACUGAUGUUCUUUAAAAUUGGUCCAGAAUUAAACAAGACCGCUGCAGUAGGCAGUCAGCGAAACCAGUUACAAGGUAUGUUACUGGGCUAUUGUGCUAUUGUUCAGUUAGCGUCCACUAAAGUUCCUGUUGUUGCCGUUGACAGACUCAGAUUAUUAUUCUGUCAGAGUUUCUGACAACAUCAUAUAAAGAAUCCCUAUUAAGAUAGAGC